GGCCUUGCAGCUGAACCCCUUGUGAUUACCUGCUGACCUGCAAGUCCUAUAUCACUCAAAAAUUCAAUCACUUGUCACUUGGACAGGUUUUAUAUUUUAUAUACGGACUGUGUAUUCUGAGAUGGCACCAACUAGCGACCCGAGGACAUUCCUAAGCCUGGUCAGUUCUCUCAUUGUCAAGCAUACGGACAAGGCCAGACUGGACACUGAGCAAUGGAAAGAGGAGAAUAUGAAGAUGGUGGAAGUAGGUGACGGUAACCUGAACACAAUUUUGAAAAUCUCACUGAAAGAUGAUUCUCAAACUGUUAUCAUCAAACAUUCUCCACCGUACAUCAAGGUUCUAGGCCCGGAUUAUCCUCUCUCCGUGGAAAGAUUACGCAUGGAAUACAAGGCACUUACCAGGUUUAAUAAACUGGCCGUUGGAUGGGUACCCGAAGUCUACUUUUUUGAUGAGGAACAUAGUAUCAUGUGUAUGGAGUAUUUAGAGGGAUUCAGUGUUCUGAAGAAGACUAUCAUAAGAGGAGAAUUCCACCCGGAUGUGGCCCGUCACUUAGGUAUCUUCAUGGCGGCAAUCCAUGGUGCUACUCACAGUGCUAAACUCACUCAGAACGACCUGCAGAAGUUGAGCCAGGAAUUCCAGAACCCUGGACCCGUGAAACUUACGGAGCAGUUUGUCUUUACCCGACCAUUCACUGCAGACGAUGACACUAAUGUUAAUCCUGACAUCAUUAAACCUCAUCUACCUUUGGUGUAUGACAAUCCCAACAUACUGGCAGCCGCUAGAGAGAUGAAGUCGUUAUUCUUGGAGAAGAAGGAAUGUCUGGUGCAUGGUGACCUCCAUACGGGUUCUGUCAUGGUCAACCAGUCACUGGCAAAGGUGAUCGACGCCGAAUUCGCUUAUGUAGGCCCGGCAGCCUUUGACGUAGGAUCGCUGGUAGCUCACUAUUUGAUGGCGUAUUUUUGUCAUAUGUCCAUAGCGGACAAUCACGAUGUACACAGAGCUUUUGCACAGACUAUGGCUGACGCGUGUCGGCAUACAGCUGAUGCCUACUUUGAACAUCUGGAUGUGUUUACUGGGCAAACCAAAGCACAGUAUCAGGAGACUUUCAUGACUGAAGUGGCGGGUUUUGCAGGAUGUGAGAUCUUGCGCAGAAUCAUCGGUGCCGGACAGAUUGAGGAUUUUAGAGCCUCUGGGGUCAGUCCACUGGCUAUGGAAGACGCUUUCCAGGCUGGAGUCGGCUUCUGGAGGCUUACAAACGAAUCCAUUCUAUAGACAAACUAACAGUUAUUGCUCUCAUGCUGGUGUAACUGAUAUUGCAACUGAUUAUGCGAUCUAAUCAUGUUUCGUUCGGGUCAAUAUCGGAUAUGUCAGUAUGAAAUACAGCAUGCUCUUCGAGACAAACAGUUUUUGAGAGUGUUUGAAAAUUCUUAUAUUACAUUAAAGAUAUAGAUAUAUCAAAGCGAUCUUCACUUCGAGAGAUCUUGCGAUUAUCUGUGAGCACUUGAAACUUUUUUUGUCUCAUAAUGAAGGGGCCUCCGUGGCCGAAGGGGUUAGCACGCCAUUGACCCGGGGGCCUCCCACCCAUGCAGUCGUGUGAGUUCAAGUCCAUUUUGUCCUGGCUGCCUGUCCGGCCGUACGUGGAAAGGUCUGUCGGCAAUCUGCGGAUGGUCGUGGGUUUCCUCCCACCAUAAUGCUGGUCGCUGUCGUAUAGUGAAAUAUUCUUGAGUACAUCGUGA
This is a messenger RNA of Liolophura sinensis, 1737 nucleotides long. Its product is annotated as methylthioribose kinase-like. The transcript has 8 exons. The coding region runs from base 122 to 1273 and encodes 383 amino acids. The record is from RefSeq and is a predicted model, not a curated record. Lineage: Eukaryota; Metazoa; Mollusca; Polyplacophora; Chitonida; Chitonidae. Gene Ontology annotation, molecular function: S-methyl-5-thioribose kinase activity.